GUAUUGCUUCGCUUCGCUCGCAAUUAAGGCUUUCUUACACCCAAACUCCCAACAGUUCUGUACCGUAAACCUUGCAUAAUCAGCAUGGUCUGCAAAAAAUGUGAAAAGAAACUCUCCAAGGUGGCCGCACCUGACCCUUUUACUUCUAGUUCAUCCAGUAUUAAAGAUGGCUCCAGAAAAGUUGGAGAGAAUAAAUUGCUUAGCAGGCCAGGAAGUUCAAAGAAUCGGUUUCAGCCUUAUCAAGGAAAAUGUAAGGAUUGCAAACAACCGUGUACACAGAAUCAGGCGAAAUACUGUCAUGGUUGUGCCUAUAAGAAAGGGCUUUGCAGUAUCUGCGGCAAGAAAAUUCUUGAUACCACGGGAUAUGUAAUGUCAAGCAAAUGACAUUCUUCUUUGCCGGUUUAUAUACUGUAUCCUUGUACUUUAUGACGGACUUGGGUGGAGCAUUUGUAUGUUGUUUUACGUUCUCGACUGCACUGUCGGUGUAUCAAUAGAAAUGUUCACUACAUAUUGAACCUUC
Messenger RNA from Lentinula edodes (shiitake mushroom), 520 nucleotides. Its product is annotated as PDZ-binding protein. The transcript has 4 exons. Gene Ontology annotation, biological process: cytoplasmic microtubule organization. Bases 85 to 384 code for a protein of 99 amino acids. NCBI's taxonomy places the organism in Eukaryota, Fungi, Basidiomycota, Agaricomycetes, Agaricales, Omphalotaceae. Gene Ontology annotation, molecular function: microtubule binding. The record is from RefSeq and is a predicted model, not a curated record.